Molecule: messenger RNA, 2220 nt
Organism: Aspergillus novofumigatus IBT 16806
Lineage: Eukaryota; Fungi; Ascomycota; Eurotiomycetes; Eurotiales; Aspergillaceae
Product: glycosyltransferase family 90 protein
Exons: 3
Coding region: 1-2220 (739 amino acids)
Source: RefSeq, a predicted model, not a curated record
AUGCCAUUGAAAAUACGCAAGGAUUGUUCCGGUCAGAAGUACCAAUUGUUGCAGCCAGCAUUGAGUCCGCUGUUGGCUGCAGUGCAAACAUACAUCGAACAAGAUGGGACUCAGGCGGGGUUAAGACCUGCGCCAGGCCAAGACAGAUUCUGGAUCACAGCUUUUAUUGCUGUGUUUUGUAUAAUCACGCUGACCAACUGGGAUCUCCAAGCCAGUGCGCUGUCGGGGAUUCCAGUGUUGGAACUGCUGGUCGUUUACCUCGCUUUGACGCGGCCGGCCAAGUCUGGCAAGCGCGCCUCAUACCGUAGACCCAUUGCCACUGGGCAUAUCAUAUGCCCGCUUGCAUUCCGUGUGGUGGUCACUCUAUUGGCUGUACUAGGCGUGGAAAUUGCGCUAUUCGGCCCCCCGAAGACCUCUAUUGUGGGCACCAUCUUGCCAGGACUUGCGAAAUCAUUGAUGUGGUAUUUCCUCCUUCAGACAGCUGAGCAUUGUUCCUGGUCAGUCACUGCGCCCAUAGGGACAUUUAGCAUUUUGGCCACCAGGAAUCCAUUCAUCUUGACCUCGAGUAUUCAGGCGCUGUCUCAUCUUAUAGCAUCAGUAUUUGCCCUACGGCAGAUUAUUUCCUUUCUACCGGAUAAGGCCAAAUCCAAAUCUGCGCUCUGGAUAUGCAUUGCCGUCUAUUUAGUCCCAUACCUGAUCAACAAUUACUCCAUCCACGUGGCAAAGACCUCAGUGAUACAAUCCUCCACACAUCCGAUCGACCUACUCAUACAAGAUGCCAAGGCCGAUUUUCAAGCCUUGCUCGAGAGACAGUCAAACAGUUAUGCCGCUGCCUGUGAGGAAUACCGCCGCCGCUACGGCAUGGAACCACCGCCAGGCUUUGAAAGCUGGUAUAAUUUCGCCAAAGCACGUCAAUCACCGAUCAUCGAUAACUUUGAUAUUAUUCAUGAAAGGAUCUCCCCAUUCUGGAGUAUCAGCGGGACCGAGGUUACUGAACACAUCAACCGUUUAGAAGAAACGCUGAACAGUGACGUAUGGGUUUGUACAUUCUCGGCUGAAGAAGCCAGGACGAAUUGCAACCAUCCUCACCGCAGCGUCGAUAGGAAUAUCCAAGAAUUUCUUAACACAGUACUGUCAGAUUUGCGUGGUCUUAUACCGGAUAUCAAAUUUCUUGUCAAUCACCUUGAUGAGCCCCGGGUUCUGUUACCGCCGUCCUUCAAGAGGUCGAGAUCACUCAACAUCACCAACUAUUCCAAGAGACGUGUCUGGGAUACAUUAGUCAAGUCCUGUCCUUCAGGGGACAGCAAGAAAGCCGACAGACUAAAGGUGGACACCUUUGGUCUCCCGUUUGUGAUUGACCGUCACUCGACAACAGACUUAUGCAACAAUCCCGAGUACCGUGAAACUCACGGACUGUUGAUCAGCCCUACAUCAUUUCCGUUGAUCGAUGGUCUGGUUCCUGUACUGUCCACCGGCUCGCUGUCGACAAUGGUUGAUAUCCUGUAUCCCAGCCCUGCCUAUCUUGAACCGGAAUUUGAAUAUGUAGAAGCCAAGGACAUGAGCUGGGACUCCAAACACAACAAUCUCUACUGGGCCGGUUCAACCACCGGUGGCUUUGCGGUGAAUGAUAACUGGCAAAGCUUCCACCGACAACGAUUUGUCAAGCUGGCGCAGAACCUGGGACACGGUUCCCAUUCCUACCUUCGGGAAGGCGCAGGCCAGGUCAACCUAGUGAAAUCGUCCUUCCUUAACAGCAGGCUGUUCAACGUUGCCUUUACCCGGAUCUUCCAAUGCGAGAUACGCUAUUGCCGAGACCAGCGCGCCCUCUUUCGAACCAAGUCAUGGGCCGACAGGGACGAAGCCUUGCAUUCGCGUCUGGUGUUCGACAUCGACGGCAAUGGUAUAAGCGGCCGGUACUACAAACUGCUUGCGUCGAGAUCUGCACCGCUCAAGCAGACGCUUCUGCGAGAAUGGCACGACGAUCGUCUCAUGCCAUGGGUUCAUUACAUUCCCGUCAGCCAGAGCAUGGGGGAGUUGCCUGAAAUGGUGAUGUAUUUCACCUCUGAGGCUGGGCAGAAACGAGCCCGGGAGAUUGCCGAGCAGGGUCGCGACUGGUUUUCAAUAGCCUUUCGUAAGGAGGAUAUGACUAUUUAUAUGUAUCGGGUUUUGCUUGAGCUGGCGAGACUCCAAGAUCCAAACAGGUCUGCAAGCGAGAGCUGA